This is a messenger RNA of Anolis sagrei ordinatus, 1764 nucleotides long. Lineage: Eukaryota; Metazoa; Chordata; Lepidosauria; Squamata; Anolidae. The record is from RefSeq and is a predicted model, not a curated record.
GCUUAAGUACAAUCUGAUUAUUGAUGUAGUCAUACCAUUAUCUUUAGAGUAAAUGAGGGCAGUCUGAAAUAGAUUUCUCAUAAUUGUUUCUCAUCCUGGGAGUGUUUGAGUGGGAUAUAUGUUCAAAUUUGCAAUUGUGGCAGCUUGAGUUCAUCCUAAAAGGAAAUACUGCCUCCCUAAAAAGGAGGGGAAGAAAGCUCUGUGUUUCCUAAUAUAUCUAAUCAUUCUUAUGGUUGUAAUUGUAAUGUAAAAGUAUAAUUUUUGAUGAAUAUUAUUUUUGUUUUGUUCACAGGAAGAACAUCAUCUGUUCUGUCAUCUGUUCCCUUACAGAUUCUUUUCUAUUUAAAUGGACUGUAUUAUAUAUUUUAUUUCUUCGCAGUCUUGCUGAUGAUUAUUUAUAAAAGUCAAGUUUUUACUUAUCCAGAUAAAUUCUUGACUCUUGAUCUCAUACUGCUGUUUAUUAUGGCGAUUCUAGAAACAAUCCGGCUAUAUUUUGGUACUAAAGGGAACCUAACAGAAGAUGAGGCUCCCCUCGGAUUCAGUCUUAUGAUUACUGCUGGCUGCAUAAUUCUGUCUGUCUAUUUUCUAGCAUUGCAAACUUAUAUCCUCAGGGCAGAUGUCAUUAUUAAUGUUGUGCUCCUUGUUAUAUAUGGACUUGAAGGAAUACUGCAAAUCAUAGCCAUUGCAGCAUUUGUCAGCUAAAUCAUGUUGCUGCCUGUUACACCUGGUGUGUGUGUGUGUGUGUGUGUGUGUGUGUGUGUGUGUAUGUGUGUGUGAGAGAGAGACGUAUUCCCCAAAAAGAAGGAACAUGCACCUUUAAAAUGAUGGCCUUUCAAACAUUCAUGAAUAUUCUCAGGUUCAAAAUGUGUCUUCAUAAAGAAGUGCUAAAAAUUUGUAUGCUGAUUUUUUAAUACUAAAAAACAUUAAUGUUUGCAUUUUAUAUUAUAGCGAUGGAUAAAUGCAUUGGAAUUUAGGAUUAAAUGUUUGUACCCAACUCAAAGUUGAUCCACUUUUUUGUGGCAGACAAGUUUGUUGCUGGCCUAGAACAUGUCCUUGGUGAGCUCCUUUGUGUCUCAUUGAAAGAGGUAUUUUUGCAAAUGCAAACAUACUGUGCCUGUCCCCUGUGUAUGUGUCACUGCAUGAUUAUAAGUAGUGAUUUUCCCUUUGAAAAUAAGGGUGUCAUUGGGCAGUUCUCUGAGAACAGGCAGAUGUGGUCACUGGCACAGUAUAGUAUGCAUUAUCUCUAAUAAUAAAUUUAAUAAUAAUAAUAAUAAUAAUAAUAAUAAUAAUACCUUAUUUCUAUCCCACCCUAUCUCCCGGAAGGGACUCAAGGCCAGGAUCAUCCAAUCUGCAUAUUUCCGAGGUGAUUUACACAUUCCAUUGAGUUACAUUGGAAGGGUCAUACAUUCAUGUAUUAAGAAAUGCAUAUGUUUUUAUAUAAACUUGUUUUUAAAUUUCUUGGAAACUGUUUCCAAAACCGUAAAUGCAUUUGCUAUUAGAACCAGUUAAAGCAAUUGACUUUACUAAAGGGAACUUUUGAUUACUACAAUCCUUCACUCGGUUGCAUUAGUCUCAAAGGCUUGGGUCCAACAAGAAUGAUCAUAUAUUCUAGUUACCCCUUUCCUUUCUUGUUAGAUAUGUGCCAGACAAACUAUGGUUUGUACUUAUAAUUGCUUACAAACCAGGACUGAAAGCCAUAAUUCCAUUUUACCCCCAAUUAUGGUGUUCAGGAGCCAUGAACACCAGAAAUUCAAAGGAGUACAA